Galeopterus variegatus (Sunda flying lemur) is the source of this 757-nucleotide messenger RNA. RefSeq names its product family with sequence similarity 122C (gene PABIR3). Gene Ontology annotation, biological process: mitotic G2/M transition checkpoint. Gene Ontology annotation, cellular component: cytoplasm; nucleus. Gene Ontology annotation, molecular function: protein serine/threonine phosphatase inhibitor activity. The transcript is spliced from 10 exons. Lineage: Eukaryota; Metazoa; Chordata; Mammalia; Dermoptera; Cynocephalidae. The record is from RefSeq and is a predicted model, not a curated record. Bases 74 to 757 code for a protein of 227 amino acids.
CCUGGGGUUUCUAUGGGAGCCAGAAAGCCUCGAAAACUUCAAACUAAGCAGUGGCUUCUUCCUUGGCACGGACAUGGCACUGGAGAAAAUGCAAGUAGACUUGGAGCUCCUGCCAACUUCCACCACCCCAGACGGCAACAUCCUGAGAAGGUCCACCAGCUCCCCGUUGAUCAAUGGACUUGGUGAUAAUGCACAGGUGUUCCAAGGUGACACAUUAAGAAUUAGAAGAAACAGUACAACAUUUAUACGUCAAAACUCUCUGUUGUUGCCACCUCCCAUUCGUACUUCCAUCAGCCGCCUUCAUCAAAUCAAACAGGAAGAAAGCGUGGAUUUAAUAAAUAAAGAAGCAACGCAAGAACGGGUAGUACAAACUGCAAUACACAUAAGUCAAUCUUGGGAAGAAAGUUUGAACCUGAAUGACAAUGAUGUAGAGAAACCAUCCUCUCUAAAGUGCAUUGAUUUAACUCCAGUAUCCUCAGUGGCUUCUUCUGGCAGGGGGAUUGGGAAGCAAUGUUUUUCUCCAUCAUUACAAACUUGUGUGAAUUGUACCAGUUUGCCUCGAAGUCCUAUUCCCAGUCCUUUGCUACAAUUUUCAGUAAGAAGCCAAAACCAUAGCAACAUUGUUAGACCAAGUAUCCUUGGAGAAUUAAAAAGAAAAGGGGAAAUGGCACUUGAAGAUCAGCCAAGACGGUUUUUCCAAAGCAUGACCAACAUGCUUUCUGAUACUUCCCAACAGUUAGAAAAGGAUGUACAGUGA